Xylaria bambusicola is the source of this 910-nucleotide messenger RNA. RefSeq names its product 60S ribosomal protein L37a. Gene Ontology annotation, biological process: translation. Gene Ontology annotation, molecular function: structural constituent of ribosome. The transcript is spliced from 4 exons. The record is from RefSeq and is a predicted model, not a curated record. Lineage: Eukaryota; Fungi; Ascomycota; Sordariomycetes; Xylariales; Xylariaceae. Gene Ontology annotation, cellular component: ribosome. The coding region runs from base 412 to 690 and encodes 92 amino acids.
AGUGAACAGCUGGCGUUGAAGCUACUGCAACUUGAUAUACUAUAUCUCAGUGCAGUCGUCCAUUGAAUUUAAAUGGUUCAUACAUAGUGGCCACCAAGUCAAAUGUCGUAGAUUUGAAUAGGAACAUCUGUGUCUACCAAUACAUGUGUCCAUAUUAAUGGCUUAUCGAUAAAGGCCAAUCGCACAAGCCUCGAGUGGCUGUUUAUCCGACAAUCCUCCGCAAAAAAUGGAGUCAAGCCUACUCGCCUACCCCUCUCCAGCCAAUGAGACUGCAUAGGGCCCUGCACACACAGUUUCCCAAGGUCACUUUACAAACCUCCGAUAAUCUCAAAAUUUCCCUGCCCGCCAACAUCGCCAACAUCACCACCCAACCAUCCUCACACCGACGCGCCAACACAACCGACCGUCACAAUGGCCAAGCGUACAACCAAAGUAGGCAUUACCGGAAAAUACGGUACCCGUUACGGUGCCUCCCUCCGUAAGCAGGCCAAGCGCUUCGAGAUCACCCAGCACGCCCGCUACCAGUGCCCCUUCUGCGCCAAGACCUCAGUUCGCCGUGCUGCCGUCGGUAUCUGGACCUGCAAGGGCUGCAAGAAGACCAUUGCUGGUGGUGCCUACACCAUGACAUCCCCCGCUGCGACUGCUGCCCGUUCGACCCUGCGACGAUUGAGGGAAAUCACUGAUAUCUAAGCGAUGAUAAAAAUGGCAACUUGGGAAAUGGCGUUGGUUGGUCAUGAUUUCGAUGUCGUCUCAUCAGCUAGGUAGCAAUUUUACCAUGCGGCACACGUUUAUCUCACGCCUUCCCAACUUGAUUGCAUUGUCUGGUCCCGCGUCUCGACGUAAUGAGAACAAUAGUCUACGUUGGUCUAUGCGCACUUCGGGGAUAUCCAAACUACUUCCGAGUGAAGAA